AUGGGAUUGCUCGUUCUUCAUGUACUGUCACUCGUGGCGGUGGAAGGUUCUUCACGAGCCAUCAUCCGCCACGGUGAGAGGCUAAGCUUGGAUCAGAGCCCAGAGGCCGCAGGGACAGCUACGGAGGCGCCUGUUGCUAGAGAAGUGGAUGCCUUUGGUCGUUGCACCAUCCCCAUGUGGAAUGCCCGGGAUUUCGCAUGCGACGAGCAUUUGCAGGUGGAGGCCAUUAACAUGUACGAAGACUCUCGAGGCCGGCUCCGCAAGAAGAUGGACGAUGGGCAAAGUUGCACCACGCACGCUGGUGGCAGGUCCUUUCCUGAUCUCAUCGCAGUGGCCAUGAUCUUCACUCCGGCAGAAGAACGAGUUUUGGAUGUGCUCUCUGCCAAAGGCUUUGAUGCCCGUGACCUUGCUGGUUUGACCCUGGAGGAGUUACAAGACGAACUGCCUACUGAGGCUGUUCUCCACCCAGGCCUGAGCUUUGCCAUGGAAGACCUUCAACGUUCCGGGACAGCCCGCGAGGUGUGGAUUACCACCACUGCUGAAUCCUUGCUCGCGCGCUUUCAGCCUGGAACGCUCGCUGCUGUCCUUCGGACUUGGAACCGGCUUGUGCAGUGGCAGCUUGAGACCGAGGCCGCCCUGGGACCAGUCAGUGAUGUCCUUCUCCACCAGUUCCUUCAGGCGCAGGGACGCAGAGGUCGCACAGUACCAGCUUCAGUGUACAACCACCUACGAUGGCUCACUGACAACUUGAAAGUCUCCUUCCCGCUGGACUCGCCAAUGUUGAAAGACUUUACUGCCGCUUCCGGUGCCACCACUACCUGGCCUACGCAAGUGAAAACUUUGUCUGCUCAAGUUUGGAGGCAUUUGCUGCAGUUGGCCACAUCCUCUUCUACGUCGUCCCUUGCCCUGGCCGCUGGCUUGGUCAUUCGCUUCGCAGUUUCUGGCCUGAGGUUCAAACACUGCGCUCGUGCGAGUUUUGAGCCCGAGCUCUCUUCGAUACGCACGGGUGUCUGGAAGGUCUCUCACGGAAAGGAUGGUAUGCCUUUUGCUGUCGCUCUGCCGAUGUACGUUGAACCGGGACAUCCUCUACUGAGCCAUGUGCAGGCACGAGUGCGUGCUAUCUUAGGCGUCGGAACACCAUUCUUACCAGACAUGUGGUUUGAUGCUCAGGGGAGUGUGGUGCUCCGGUCUGCGCCUGCGGAUUAUCCCCGCUUCCAGGCCUUCGCCCGCUCCCUGUUGCAUUUGCCACCCCUGUCGCUGACUGAGCACGCGGCUUCAACUUUUUCCACACGUAGUUUUCGUCGAUUCCUUCCAACCGUUGCGGAUGCCCUCCAGCUUUGCGACUCUGAUCGCCUCUGCUUGGGCAAUUGGUCCGAUGGCCGCAAGCUGCCUCUUCCUGUUCGGUACAGCUCGGAGCGACUGGAGUCUGCUGCGCAGGUUCGGCGGCUGUGCUUAGCCUCGGUCCACCAUCUGCUUAAACACGCGCCGCUUUGCGACUCAUGGUCUGGCCUCCGUGCGGUGGCCCCUCAUGUCGCUCGCUUGCGGUCGAACAUCGCCACCUCCUCUUGGGGUCCUGGCGUGCGUGCCAUCCCGGAGCCGGAUCUUGUUGAAAGCAGCCCGGUGUCCACGGAGCGAGCAUCUUCCUCUGGAGGCUCUGAUUCCCCUUCCAGUGAUGCCUCUACGGAGUAUCUGCUGGCCCCGGCCGGUGAUGCUCCUACCGAUCCGGAGUCUGUCUGCUUUGUGUGCCCGGCCAAAGGCCUCUGGCAUGCUGCUGCAGAACCUCAAAGUCUCACACCGCUGUGCUCCAGUCGUGUUUUCCGUCAACAGGGUAUUGUGUGGGCCACUGGGCUCACGGCCGCGCUGGACCUUCAUGGAAAGUUCUGUGCGCCGUGUCUCCUCAAAUUUCCGUUCAAAUCGUGGCUUUCCGUCUCUGACAUGGCUUCUGGCGUGGAGCGCUUCGAGCUCCUGCUCGUCAAUGAACACAAGGUCGCCGCAGAAGUCUUUCACUCUCUCAAGCACAUGGGGUGUGAGAGCGUAGCAGACUUUGUGGGUCUGUACACCGAGGCUGACUAUGAAGACGGGCUGAAAGAAGUUCUCCAGAAAACUGAGACCUUCAAGGACAAUCGAAUCCAGCUUGCCCGCUUGCGCGUGGCAUGGGCCCGAGCCAAGCAAGACUUGAGCGCCACCUCCUCUGGCCCACAAGAAGAGAACCUCGAGGCCCCUCUUCCGCCAGAAGUUCGGCAACGCCAAGAAGAUGCUUUCUUCGCCAAGUACAAUGUCAGGUUUCCUCCUGACCUUCUCCCUGCAGCCACUUUGUUUGCGCGGCACUUUCGCGAACUUCGCAGACAACACAAAGAGCUCGAUGACUUGGCUCGUGUGAAAAGUGCAGCUGAAUCCUCGACAGCACCAGCUACCGAGGUAAAGCAACUCGGGGACUUUCGUGUGGUCCUCAAGGCUGAGCCUCCGGCCGUCAGCUUCAAAGACCUCAUCAGCUUGCUUCGUGCUCAUGAGAUUCUCCUCAACAGCUGGGCCAUGGCUGGCACAGCAGAGCGAGACUCAAAGUUACUCCCGGGAACCAAAGUCUUGGAGUUCUCCAUGUCCGACAACCUGGCCUACCGCACCUUUGCUGCAGAGCGCCUUCGGCGCUACCCCGGAACUGUGACGCAGGCCAUCCAAUGGUUCCUCGACCGAGAUCGCCAAACACGCUUGGCCGCCAUCACCUUGUACCAAGACGAAUGGCCCUUGGGUGAAGCUCUCAAAACAGCCUAUGAAUCCAAGACAGCAGUCCUAUGGCAGGUCGACACAUCCACAGGGAAGACCAUUUCCGCCAAGGACCUGUGCGAGAAGUGGAACAAGGGACAGUGCACUCGUCGCCAAGCCGAAUGCAGUGAGAAGAAGCUCCAUCGGCAGCAUUUGCAAGCAGCCCUCGCUUUGUCUAGCCCUUUUGCACAAGAAAUUUUGUUGGAAAAGGACUUGCAGUUCGCGGUGCAUGAGGCUGUUUGCGCAGGGUUGGAUAUCAUGCGGGUCCGCAAUGAGAGUUACGCCCGUGGCCUCCUCAAUUGGUUAGAAAUGUCGCUCUUGGGCAAACCUCUUACGGCUGCCUUCUCCGGCCUCAUCGCCCGGCAGUACUUCGACCACACCAAUGCGUUAACUCCCAGCUUGGCACUCUGCCUUCAGUACUUGCAGCUGGCCCUCUCGAUCGUACCAUCUCGCCGUGUGCCCGUAUACCCCCGACUCACGGAACCCGUCAUCGUCUACACUGACGCAUCCACUGCUGCGCCAACUCCGCUCGGCUUCCGCCUAGGCAUUUGGAUCUUGUGUGAUGAGCGUAUUUGGGUUGACAGCAUUGAUGUUCCCAAAGAGGUUGUUGUGACCUGGGCACCUCGCCAGACUUACAUCAACCUACUUGAACUACUCGCCGUUCCUUUGCUCGCAGUAUCUGCUCCAGAACUUCUCAGAAAUCGUGACGUCCUGUGGUUCCUUGACAACCAAGCAGCCUGGCGAGCUAUCAUUCGAUCUGCCUCCUCAGCUGCGGACGUUGGUCACUUGUCCCUGCUGGCAGGCCUUCAAUUUGCUCGCCUGCGAUGUAACCCUUGGUUUGAGUGGGUCCCCUCCCAACAAAACCUCAGCGACCCCUUGAGUCGCUUAGGGUGGGCAGACCCUGCUGUCCCCGAGUUUGAUGAGAUGACCUGCACCAGAGGCCUUUUCAAGCAUGGCGAGGGUGCCAUUGUGAAGAAGAUCGAGUGCAGCACCUCCAACAUCUUCAAGUCAUCUGUGAUCUUGGGCGUUUGCGUGGUCGCACUGGGCAUCGUGGCCACCUGGUACCUACAGCGGAGGCAGCAGCUUCUGGGUGACAACGGUGACGAACCGGGAGCGCGGGAGCGGGAGCGGGGGGUGGUCAUUGUGAACAGAUGA
This is a messenger RNA of Durusdinium trenchii, 3915 nucleotides long. Lineage: Eukaryota; Dinophyceae; Suessiales; Symbiodiniaceae. The record is from the annotation of a GenBank genome assembly.